AUGGCGAGUACGUCGGGCGAAGGGAGCGAUUUGCGCUCACCUUUUGACAGCGUCUUGACGACUUUCUUACCACAGGGCCACGAAAAGGCACUCAAACAAGCCUUCUACAAUGCCGCCACUGUCUUGUUUAUUGUGUUGUUCUGUGGUGCUGCGGUGGCAGUGUAUUUUGUGUUGGAGAUUUUCUUGAAGCCGCUGUUGUGGGCAGUGUUGUGUGGCACGGCACUUUACCCAUUCAAGUACACACUAACAAGCUAUGUCAGUGGUUGGCUGCAAGGAUUAGAGAGUUCCAGCACGCCUCUCGUCGUUGGUACCAUCGCUAUUCCUCUCAGCCUCCUGAAUUUUGCCUCUGAGCAGCUUGGCCGAUUGAUAUCGCAUCGCUUCACUCUUCUGAUGGCUGUGUCAUUUGGUCUACCUUUCUCGUAUUUGGCCUACCAGUGUUUGGACUAUGUGGUGACGUUCAUGCUGGGCGUCUUCUACGUGUUGUACGAAGGACUGGGAUAUUUCAGUACUUUAUGGGUAUGGACUAUCAUCAUAGCGUACCUACUCCUAGUAAUCUUCUGGUGGAAUGACUCCUCUAAAGCUCUCUUGAGUACCUUAGCCGUACCCGUCUGGAUUAUCCUCCUCCUGCAUCUUGCUAAUCUCACAGGGCCGUUCCGUGUCUUGCUGUUCAUCAUUGUGAUCACCUUGGUAGCACUUGGAUACAGUACUAUGCGCAAGAGGGAAACAGUAAACUUAAUUUCGACAGACUCUACAGAUGGUGCAGAGGAAGUAGACGUCAGCCCAUCUGAAGUAGAAUUGAGUCCCAAGUCAUCUGAACCCAAGUUGAGUACCGAGGAACAAGAGGGCCAAGCUGGCACUGAUGAGACUACAAAGGAAGGAGUUGAGGAAGGGAAUGGUGCUGAUGAGACUGACCGUGACCGCCCGUCAAAGUUGAAUAUUCCACCACCAGCGUCUGAACCUAAGACCGACAGUUCCAAUGACGCGGUUCCGUUGAGUACACGCUAUCUGCUUGGCCUGUUCUGGACGUGUGUUCUGGUCCGUCUGUGGAUGAACAUGUGGCUCAUUCAACUACUGCCGAUUCCAAUCGCCAUCUGGCUGCUGAAGAAAGCCGCUACACAUUCUGGCUUGUGGGAUUUCAUGAAAGCAAAGGUUGAGUCUCUGAAGGUUGAUGGAAUGAACUGGGUAGCGGGUCGAGAAGAUGCUUUUAUUCCUCCGUACAUCAGAGGGUUGACUGGCCUAUUUCUUAAAGGAGACAGGAUGGUGAUUGGCAUGCUUCAGGGCUCUGUUGAUAAAGUGAUCAGUAUCAUCGUCAUAUUGGGAGUAAUGAUCGGAACGAUCAUCGUUGCAUUCUUUCUUGCAAUACAGAUUCAAAGAGAGAGCAUGCAUUUGAUUCAACUCUCUGGAAACCUCGUCAAUGAAACUAUUGCAUCCAAUCCUGCUCUGAAACAAUGGUUCCCUGGUGCAGCUGAUAUGCAGCAAGCUGUAGACUCUGUUAUCAACGAUGCUUACUUGUACGGUAGAGAUUGGAUCUCCGAUAAGGUGAAGAGUUCCAUGGAUGGUGAUGAUGAUAAUAAGGAGGAUGUUGAGCAACAGGUGUUGCAGCUUUGGGAUCAGCUUUAUGUUCACAUUGCAGCAAAGAAUGAGACCCUUGAGGAGCUCGACGAUGACAAACAUCGCUUUCUGUCCGGCUCCGUUGACAUAUCUUGGGACGGAGUCAAGAAGACGUUCAGUAAACUAGACGACAUUGAAGUUGGAGGAUUUGUGGACACGAUCAAAGACAACUUGGAAACUGUCAAAUCGGUUGUUGAAUCCAUUUGGCUAGUGUUGAUCGGUAACAUCAGUCUGUUGUUUACAAUCCUGACUGCUCUACUCAGCUUUGUGUUUGAAGGCAGCACAGCACUUCUCAACUUCAUCAUUUCAUUUUUGGUGUUUGUGACGACAUUGUUCUACUUGCUGAGUUCUAGCCGUGAUCAGUACUUACCCAUGCAGUGGCUAUCUGGAUUGGCUCCUGCUGGGUUAUCUAGCAGUAAAUACAGCAAUGCACUGGAGACUGCCAUUAGGGAUGUUCUUGGGGCUUCUAUCAAGAUGUCAGCAUUCUAUGGUCUCUACACGUGGCUGACGCACACACUGUUUGGCAUCAAGAUUGUCUUCAUCCCAACAGUUCUGGCAGCCAUUUUGGGUUUUAUUCCUUUCCUGGCCACCUACUGGGCGGCCCUACCUGGGAUCAUUGACCUGUUAGUACAAGGAGAGAAGGGCUUGGCGCUGUUCCUAUUUGUCUGUCAUUUCAUCCCGACUGCUAUGGUAGAUACGGCCAUCUACAGUGACAUCAAAGGUGGAGGUCAUCCCUACUUGACGGCCCUCUCGGUUGCGGGUGGAAUAUUCUACUUUGGCCUAGAGGGCGCCCUCGUUGGACCUAUCUUGCUGUGCGGACUUCUUGUCGUGGUUAACAUAUACAGCAAGAUGAUGCGCGGAUCUGGAAGUUCCCCCUCGCUUGCCAGUAUGAGGGGACCCUCAAGAAGCAGGUGGGAAUUUCGCAGAUCAGAAACAAUAUCUUGAAUGGUAUUAUUCACCAGUAAAUGUGGAUUUGAGAAUAUCCCAUUGUCUCAAAAAAAUUCUCCCAAGAUUUGCAGCCGAAACUAAACUGCUGUGCUGUGUGAAAUAAAUAUUGCUGACUGUGUUAUUAACAGGGUAACGUAUGGAUUAAAUGUAAAAUAUUGCGCAUCUUCAAAUAAUUUCAGAAUUUAAAAAAAAAGAGGUCAUUCGACUAAUCCUGAAUCCAACAUGUGAUGCUCUUUCUCAGAGGGCAAAAUGUAUUCCAGCGUUUUACAAAAACGUUGCUGCAAAAACUAAAGAAGUGUGUUGUAGUAUGGCAGUUUGAAAAGAACGAAUUGUGGUACAACGCACUGUUUUACUUGACAUACAAAAUGGAUCAUCAGUAUGUGAAUAUUUUUGUUCCUUGCAGAUCUUUGGACACAAUUUCAAGCUUUUUAAUCUGGUGCGAAAAUGUUGCUGCAAAAACUUAAGAAGUGUGUUGUAACUUGUACCAUGCAAAUAGUAUGCCAGUUUGAUAUAAACAAUUUGUGCAACAACUCACUGUUUUACUAAUUAUACAAAAUGGAUCAUCAAUAUGUGAACAAUUUUUUCUUGCAGAUCUUUGAAAAGAUUUCAAACUUUUCAAUCUAAAGCAAAAAUGUAGCUGCAAACACUCAAGAAGUGUGUUAUAGUAUAAUUCAAAUAGUAUGCAAGUUUGGAGAGAAACAAAAUUUGGGAACAUCUCAAUGUUUUUCUGAAGGAAUGUAUUGUAACAUUUGUUGCAAAUGCAGUAAUUUCAAUUUGAAUUAUGGUGCAAUGAUUUUAAGUAUUUUUUCGUUCACUUUCUUGACAACUCUUCUACCUACUCCC
Asterias rubens (European starfish) is the source of this 3402-nucleotide messenger RNA. RefSeq names its product transmembrane protein 245-like. The coding region runs from base 1 to 2556 and encodes 851 amino acids. The transcript is spliced from 17 exons. Lineage: Eukaryota; Metazoa; Echinodermata; Asteroidea; Forcipulatida; Asteriidae. The record is from RefSeq and is a predicted model, not a curated record.